AUGGAGUUUUCCUUCUCCAAUGCCGAGAGCCCCGGAUUUCAUAUCACACCGGAUGGAAACUGCACCAUAUUCAUGAAUGAUGGUUACUGGCCACGCGGCAAUUCUUCCGGCUUCCAUGCGGUUCACACAUCCUCGACAGGGUCCGGAAGAAUAUCCGAGGCAGAGCCAGGGCUAUCGCAUACAGUGGCAGAUGGAUGCUGGAGGAAACGUGGGUACAUACUGGACGUUCCGACGAAUGAAUCCAGCGAAGAUCCUGAGACCGGAGGAUCCCAUCCAGGCCUUGCCGAUUUCAUAGAGGAAGACUUUGCCUACUGCCUCAGUGCCGGAGCUAUACCAGGUCCUGCUAUCAUAAACGCGGCUUCCACGAUGGAGUCCUGCUGGAGCUACUGCUCCGAACAAGAGCACUGCCAGGCGUGCUUCCGGAACUGUGAGAUAGGCAACUGUUCGGACCGGGAAACCGGCUGUACCUACUAUGCCGUUCAGAUGUGCGACUCCGGGAGAAGAAACGAUUGUGGCGUUCGCAGCCUCCGGCGCAAAACCGUCUUUGAUGGGCGCUCUGGCUCGGACAUGAUUGCACACCUGGUGGGGCUCCUGGCACUCUUCUGUGCGAUUCAAGGCAUGGUGCUCUUCUGCUACUGGCGAGGAUGGAUCCGGGCUCCACUUGGCCCCAAGGCGGUGUGCUUCAUUGACGAGCAGGGUGAACCACUGGAAGCUGAUGUCCGUGCUGCAAUACCUGCAUACUGGAGCAGCGCAGGUGAAGAGACGGAGUUCAAUUCGAUGCUCUAUGUCGGAGAGGAGCAGUGGGCGCCGUUUGCAGAACUCCUUGAUUCUACCUAUCGGGCAAGAAGCAGCCAAGACAGGCCAUGUCCGCAUGGCGCUUGCCCCAAAAGGCCCGGGGGAUGCCCCUGCGUGCAGCCCGAUGGUGAGCCAGGAUUGCCCGCCAGCUACGUGAUUCGCCGGGUGCUCCGGGCCGAGAACUCCGGGAGCUGGAGGCGCUUUGUGGAGAAGAGGGCGCGGCUUCAGUCCAGACGCCAGGGCAUGGGGAAAGUCGAGGAUCCAGUGUGCACCGCAGGAGUGGUGGACCAGCACCCUGAGCUGUUUGCUCCCGUGGAUUCAAGCUUGAACGAGGUGUAUCUGUGGCAUGGAACCCACGUCCGGGCAGCCCUUAACAUCGCGCACGAGGGUUUCGACAUUCAGAUGGCGGGAUUGAACGGGACCAUGUACGGCAAAGGCAUGUACUUCGCAGAGAACAGCACGAAAGCAGACGAGUAUGCGAGGGACGAGCCGCAUGGCUUCUACCAAGACGUGUUCGCCCUCCUCCUUUGCCGCGUAUGCCUGGGAAAGUUCCACUUUUCGGAGGAUCGGUUUGACUCCGCAGGUGGUAUGGCGGAAGCUGGGACUAUUGACAGCACAGUCGGCGACAGGACUCGCACGGCGAACACGUUCCGAGAGUUUACUGCCUACCACCCACACCAGGUUUAUCCGGAGUAUGUGAUCUUCUACUCUCGGCGGCCCAAGGCCGUGGCACUGGAGGCGUUCCGGUUCGACCUGCCUCCGCUACACGCACAGCUGCCGGUCUAUUUCCAGAAGUUCCACCUGAACCCGCAGGUGGAGUCUUUCGAGGUGCAGUAUGGUGUGCGGAGACCGGAACGCGAUGUGCUGGAGCAGAUGGCGCAGGCGUGCUACCCAGGUGGUCGCAGGAUCGAGGUCCUUUCAGCGCGCCGGAUCGAGAUAUCCAGCCUCUGGAACCGCUACGUUCUCUACAAGAAGAGGCUGCGAGGGGAGUUAGAAGCCUCGGGCCUCGCAGCCUUCGCAUCGGCGGAGUUCUUGGAGGGCCAGGCACGCGGUGCAGAGGUUCUCACAGAUGCCUUUAUGAAGAGGCCGUCAGAAGGUGGCGUGCGACCACCGACGUGGAGGGGAGAGUCCUUGGAAGGAGAACUGCAGGAGCACUUUCUCUGGCACGGCACCAGUCGCAAGGCGGCAGAGGCGAUUGUAAGAGCUGACUUCCGCGUGCCCAAGGAGAUAAAGAAUGGCGCGCGCUACGGCUGUGGUCUGUAUUUCGCUGAGGACGUGGGCAAGAGUUUAGCUUAUGCUCCUGUCAACACAUCGUCUGAUGGACGCACGACCUCGCAAUUUCUGCUACUCUGCCGGGUGCUGUGUGGCCAGAUGUAUUACACCAGCGAAAGAUAUGAACUGGAUGCCGUCAUCUCAGCGCACAAGGUUGGCAAGAAUUCCGUCCUUGCGAAUCCUCUGCGCGAAGGGCCGCGUGAGUUCAUUGUCUGGCAUGAGAUGCAGGUCUACCCCGAGUAUCUCCUAGAGGUCACCGUCCGCGAUGAAGACCCGUAG
Symbiodinium necroappetens is the source of this 2346-nucleotide messenger RNA. The record is from the annotation of a GenBank genome assembly. Lineage: Eukaryota; Dinophyceae; Suessiales; Symbiodiniaceae.